AUGAUGGUAGACUUUGGCUUUGCUUCAAUGGCCAUUAUCCUCGGUGUCACCUUCGUUGAAGCCCCUCGAGACGAAGGUGGAUACGCAAUGUCAAAGAUUUCGAUGGCUUCAUUCACGCUCACCCAAGCAAUCGGCACCGCACUCGCGGAGUUAUACGGCCACUUCAUCAGCGACAGACUUCCUUUAUACCUGUUCCACCGAAAGUCCAAGUCGCAGGACAUUGAACCUACAGAAUGGCGCCCGGAAUACCGGCUUCACUGUCUCUGGGUCCCAGUGAUAAUGCUUCCCAUAGGCCUUGGCCUAUUUGGUGCUAGUUUAGAGUACCAUUACCAUUGGGUGCUUUUGGCACUCGGCUUUCUUCUCCUCACCUUCGGUGCUAUCUCCCUUCUCCCGGUUGCAAUGACGUAUCUCUGUGAAUGUUUCCCGAACCAUGUUUCAGAGGUGUCGGCAGGGAUGGGAGUUUGGAGGCUUAUCUUGGGAGUUCUCUCGGCUGUCUUCAUCGCCCCAUGGAACGAUAGAGUUGGUCCGGGAUGGCUGUUCGGCACUGCUGGGUUGAUUACGCUCCCAGCUUUUGGAGGGGUGAUUGUCCUCAUGGUAUGGGGGAGACAGGUGAGGCAGAUGGGGAUUCGUAGAUUGAGAAGUUGA
Messenger RNA from Aspergillus luchuensis, 645 nucleotides. RefSeq lists its product as uncharacterized. Lineage: Eukaryota; Fungi; Ascomycota; Eurotiomycetes; Eurotiales; Aspergillaceae. Gene Ontology annotation, molecular function: transmembrane transporter activity. The transcript has 2 exons. The coding region runs from base 1 to 645 and encodes 214 amino acids. Gene Ontology annotation, biological process: transmembrane transport. The record is from RefSeq and is a predicted model, not a curated record.